AUGAAAUUUAAAUUUGAGAUGUAAGUAUAUAUGUAUAAAUAAAUAGAACUGAUAAUGUAUAUAAAAUAAUUGGUUUGAUGUGUUGUAAUGUAAUUGAAAUUAUAUUAUUAGCUUAUUAUGCAUCAUUUGAUUUGGACUUCAGGUAAUUAUAGAUUUAUAGAUUAGUUUAAAUACUGAUUAUGAGAAUGAUUUUAAAGCAUUUAAAGGUCUAUCAGUAACUGGAAGUCUAUUUAUGAUGAUCACUUGGUUUAUAUAGAUUAUUUUGAUUUACAAAUUUAAUCAAAAAAUCUUAUAUUUGAUUUUAGCAAUAAACUCAUUUUCUAUCUUUAUAUUAUUAGUAGGAAUGGGAAUGGGAGCAUAAGGAGUAUAAUAAUAAAAUUUAUGAUUUUAGUUAAAUAAAAUAAAUUAUCCAAAAGACAGUUUCAAUUUUCCAGUGGCACUUUGGUUUAUUCAAUUGUGUCUAUAUAUUAUGAGUUUAGUGAAUUUGCAUAAUUAUAAAUAAAAUGAAGAUAAUAAAAAAAAGGAAGAGAAAAAUAAAAAGAAGGAUGAAACUGAUGAUUCAAAGAAGCAAUUAUAGAAUACAACAACUCAAGCAAAUUAAAGUUAAAUGGUAAUGGUAGGAAAUAAUGAAUCUCAAUUCACUUAAUAGCAACAAAUUGUAUGA
Paramecium primaurelia is the source of this 664-nucleotide messenger RNA. The record is from the annotation of a GenBank genome assembly. NCBI's taxonomy places the organism in Eukaryota, Ciliophora, Oligohymenophorea, Peniculida, Parameciidae.